UAUUGGGAAGUUCCGCCUGUCGGGUCUGGGGUUUCUAUUUGAUCCAAUUAAACCCAAGCUAGAUAUCGCAGGGCUAAUCGCCUGACCAAUGCGGGGGCGUCAAUAUGUGCUCUGCCAGGUGGUCUUAGCUUUUUACGGGGACAUGGCCAGCAAGGUACACGUUCACCUGCACUUGCCACUAUCAAUUAAAGCACGGAAGCACCUAACACGCAUUCGGCUAUGUGCCUAACUCGGCGAUUACAUAAUAUUGAGCGAAUCCAAUUCAGCCUUUAUCGACUUAUCUCAUGAACCACGCGGCGGACCCUGAGUCUGACACACGUUGAUUGAACCUCACACCGUUGUCUCUCGCCAACCACGGGGAGCUUCGAAUUAACAGCAGAAGCUUCAUCAAGGUUCCUUUGAUCCAUCAUCGGAGAACCUCUACUUGUUCUUAUUUUCUUGUGUUAGAUUACUCCCGUCUCAAUUCAAUUGUGUUACUUCCUUAUCUCUCUUGCUGGCACAAGAACCCGUUCCGUAAUCCGUAGAACCUCGGCAGCCCAUCCACCCACCAUGGCGUCGAAGGCGCUCAUCCCCUUCCUGGUGGGCAUGAUGCUGCUCACCGGCGUCUGUAACACGCUGUUCACCAAGUACCAAGACAACCAAUGCGUGCGAAACUGCGACGACCCCGACCCCAAGAACCGGAAGACCUUCGAGCAGCCUGUGCUGCAGACGGCGCAGAUGUUCGUCGGCGAAGUCGGCUGUUGGCUCGUCGUCGGCAUCAUGGCCGCGUGGCAGAAGUACAAGAGCAGGUACAGUCCCAAGGCCGACGGGUACGAGGCCGUCGACUCCGCUGACGCGGAUAACGCCAACGACGACGCCGCAAGCAUCACCUCCGAACACCCUCUCGUCCAGCCCGCCUCCGCAGCCAAGCGUCGCGGCAACCCCGACGGCCUCCUCAGGGGCUUCGGCAUCCUGCUCCUCGCACUGCCGGCUAUCUGCGAUAUCCUCGGCACGACGCUGGUUAACGCCGGUCUGUUCAUGGUGGCUGCUUCGAUCUAUCAGAUGACGCGGGGUGCGCUCGUGCUGUUUGUCGGAUUGUUCAGUGUUGUUUUCUUGCAGCGCAAGCUGCACUUGUUCCAGUGGGUGUCGCUUAUCGGCGUCGUGGCUGGUGUCGCGCUCGUCGGACUCGCGGGUGUUAUUUGGCCCGAUACCAAGAACGCGCUUAAGCAGGCUGCCGACGAUGCUGCUUCCGUGGAUGCGUUGCGCGCCGCGCUCGGCGUUGUGCUCAUUGCCGGUGCGCAGAUCUUCACUGCGACUCAGUUCGUCCUCGAGGAGUUCUUGCUCGAGCGCUCUAGCAUCGAGGCUAUUGAGGUUGUCGGCUGGGAAGGCCUGUUCGGCUUGGCUGUUACCCUGAUCGGUAUGCUGGUGCUGCACUUAGUCGUUGGUAGGACCGAGGCUGGUCGCUAUGGCAUGUUCGAUAUGGUUGAGGGGUUCCGCCAGAUGGUGGAGUAUAAGGCUGUCUGGGCUUCUAGUCUUUUAACUAUGGUUUCCAUUGGUGGCUUCAACUUCUUCGGUCUCUCCGUUACUCGCAGCGUCAGUGCUACAGCCCGAUCCACUAUUGACAGCUGCCGUACCUUGUUCAUCUGGAUUGUCUCACUCGGUCUUGGAUGGGAAAGCUUCAAGGGACUGCAGGUUGUGGGAUUUGCCCUUUUGGUUUAUUUCACUUUCCUAUUCAAUGGUGUCGUCCAACCGCCGUUCAAGUUCCUGCAACCCGAUGAGGAAGUGGAAGAGCUACUUCCCGAAGAGCCCAUCGAGCACAACUAGGAAUUUGCGAUGGGUUGGUACUAUGUGGGCAUGUCCAGGGGUAUUCUGGGCGGGACCUGAUUAUGAGGCAACAUUGUGAGUGAGUGACUCGCUAUAGGGAAGGGUCUUGUUUGAAAGAGGUCUAUAACACUAUCUACACAUUACUGCAUUGGAGUGGCGUUUGCGGUACAAGUACGAGUAUGUUUUGUCGGUUAUUGCACUUGUAAUGCAUAUAUAUCUUAGUUGGGGGUCUUAUUUAGGUUGCUUUAGGAAUCAAAUUGUCAUAACGAACUCCUUGGGUUUAGAAAGAACUAUGCUUUUGCCGAAAGUUGGACUUGUGUACGAGUGCACAUAAGCCAUUCUAAACUAGUAUCUGAAUCUUCUCUAUAUCGUACCUACAUUCGUAGAGAUUGCUACCGAUCCAUCUCUCACGGUAGGCUCUAUAAUGUGCAAGAUUAACGUGGAUGUAUAUAUAUUCACCAUUCUAAAUACUUUCAAACCUACUACUAGCGUUUA
Molecule: messenger RNA, 2298 nt
Organism: Annulohypoxylon maeteangense
Lineage: Eukaryota; Fungi; Ascomycota; Sordariomycetes; Xylariales; Hypoxylaceae
Exons: 3
Coding region: 550-1803 (417 amino acids)
Biological process (GO): pyrimidine nucleotide-sugar transmembrane transport
Cellular component (GO): Golgi membrane; intracellular membrane-bounded organelle
Molecular function (GO): pyrimidine nucleotide-sugar transmembrane transporter activity
Source: RefSeq, a predicted model, not a curated record